GUUAUUUUUAAAAUAAUUUUAUCAUCCUUCCGCUAAACCUAAACUUAGUAGGAAGCAUUUAUAAGCACAGCUCGGAUAUGACUUAUAAUUGAUAUUUGAUUUAAAAAUUUUUAAUGGAAGUCAACCGGAGGCAAGGCGCCGAGGAAGCAGCUUGCCGCCAAGCUGCUCGUAAAUCAGCACCGGCCACUGAAGGAGUGAAGAAGCCUCACCGUUUCAGGCCGAGAACUGUGGCUUUGAGAGAGAUCAGGAAGUACCAGAAGAGUACUGAGCUCUUGAUCCGAAAGCUUCCGUUCCAGAGCCUUGUGCGAGAGAUCGCUUAGGAUUUCAAGACUGAUCUCAGGUUCCAGAGCAGUGCAGUCGCUACUCUCUAGGAAAUAUUAAGGGAUAAUUAUAAGUUGUCCCUCAGCUGAGUUCUUGUUUUCAAUUUCUUCCUAAUAUUUUUAUUCGUGCUAAUUAAGACCUUAUUGUUGGCAACUUAUGUUAUAUAUUAUUCCCAAUUAAGGCUAAAGUUCUCAAUAAAAGUCAUCUAAAUAC
Rubroshorea leprosula is the source of this 534-nucleotide messenger RNA. The record is from the annotation of a GenBank genome assembly. Lineage: Eukaryota; Viridiplantae; Streptophyta; Magnoliopsida; Malvales; Dipterocarpaceae.